CCUUUCCGAGAAGAGUCCAAAGAAGAGCCUGCGCGCAAUAUUUUAGUCUUUUUUUCCUCAGCCAUUUGUCUUUUCUCUUCACCGUACACUCCAGACGGGCCGGCGCGGCGGGAGAGAGAAGGAAUAGACAAGCAUCUGGGCUCCUUCGCUAGUCUGAGGAACGGUCGAAAAUGGGACUGGUUAUUACCCGGACUUGUUUGACUGCCGCUCUUCCUUUUUCUCUCUCCAUCGAGGGACGGGUAGUUCUCUGCCGGGGUCUGCUUAGGCUGUCGGCGCCGACCUACCAUGCCACAAAACGAAUAUAUAGAGUUACAUCGGAAGCGAUAUGGUUAUCGCUUGGAUUACCAUGAGAAGAAAAGGAAGAAAGAGGGUCGUGAGGCUCAUGAGCGCUCAAAGAAAGCCAAGAAAAUGAUUGGAUUAAAAGCUAAACUGUAUCAUAAACAACGUCAUGCGGAGAAAAUACAGAUGAAAAAGACUAUUAAGAUGCAUGAAAAGAGAAACAGCAAGCAGAAGAAUGAUGACAAGACCCCAGAAGGCGCUGUACCAGCAUACCUGCUGGAUAGGGAGAGCCAGUCCCGAGCAAAAGUUCUUUCCAACAUGAUCAAACAGAAACGAAAAGAAAAAGCUGGGAAAUGGGAGGUUCCUGUACCCAAAGUCCGGGCCCAGGGAGAAACAGAAGUGCUGAAAGUGAUUCGUACAGGAAAGCGAAAGAAGAAGGCUUGGAAAAGAAUGGUUACAAAAGUGUGUUUUGUUGGGGAUGGCUUUACCAGAAAACCUCCAAAAUAUGAACGCUUCAUUCGACCAAUGGGUUUGCGAUUUAAGAAGGCCCAUGUAACACAUCCUGAACUUAAAGCCACGUUUUGUCUACCUAUCCUUGGUGUAAAAAAGAAUCCUUCUUCUCCUCUGUACACUUCUUUGGGGGUAAUCACAAAAGGGACAGUCAUCGAGGUGAACGUGAGUGAGCUUGGUCUCGUCACCCAAGGGGGCAAAGUAAUCUGGGGAAAAUAUGCACAAGUAACCAAUAAUCCAGAAAACGAUGGGUGCAUUAAUGCAGUUCUGCUUGUAUAGUGACACUGCAGUUAUGGAUGUGCAAGUGCCUCUGCAUUCUACAGAUAAAAUAAUCUGUGUCAGAGCAGCAACCUCUGAAGGCAAAGAACUGUUGCAGAAGUGGCUUUUCUCCAAAUAUUACCAAAAAUAAAGGAAUAAACCUGGAUUGAAACUGAA
Candoia aspera is the source of this 1224-nucleotide messenger RNA. It is a transcript of the gene NSA2, whose product is annotated as NSA2 ribosome biogenesis factor. NCBI's taxonomy places the organism in Eukaryota, Metazoa, Chordata, Lepidosauria, Squamata, Candoiidae. Gene Ontology annotation, cellular component: preribosome, large subunit precursor; nucleolus. The coding region runs from base 286 to 1068 and encodes 260 amino acids. Gene Ontology annotation, biological process: maturation of LSU-rRNA; maturation of 5.8S rRNA. The record is from RefSeq and is a predicted model, not a curated record. The transcript has 6 exons.